UCAUCCAGCAACACAAUCUCACAGCUACAACAACAUUAACACACUCCAACCCAACACAUCAACAUCAACACCACCUCUCAAAACUUCCACCAACCUUCAACAUGCAAUUCACCACCACCGUCCUCGCUCUGCUCGCCGCAGCCAGCGCCUCUGUCGCAAACCCAGUCCCAGCUGAGGCAUCAAAGAACAUGAUGGCCGCCGCCACUCCCCAAUGGACCAUCGAGAACUUCACUCGCACUUGCAACGCCAACGACAGCAACUGCAAGUACAGCUUCGGCAUCAACACCAACAACGGCCAAAAGGUCACCGGAUGCAACUACUCCGUCAACGGCAAGCCAGCAUCCCGCGCCACCUACCAGAACAUCCAGUGCGGUGAUUUCCGCAUCGGAAGCACUUGGUCUGGCCAGUUUGGUGCUGGUCAAGGUUUCCAGACUUUGAGUGUUGUGAAGGGUCGACAGAUCGUCUACCCAGGUUACACUGACAAGCAGUUGGUGAACGGAAAGGCUGUCAAGCCAAACCAGAGCUACGCUCCACAGAACUUGCCAUAGAUUUUACUUCGAUCUGAGACAGAACAAUUGCAUUGAAUGGAGCACGGGACACGCAUUGCAUUGCAUGAAACGACAGCAUAUUGAACGAUCGCAUGAGAGCAUGAAGGUAGCAUUGCAGAAAGGUUGCAUAGUUUAAUUACAAUUUGUUUUUGACUUGCGAAGGAGUUCCAGUAUAUUCUUCCUUGCGCUCAUACCAUACAACCCACUAAUUUGGGGCUACUGAACUGGAAUGAAAGUGUUCAAUAUAGCAGAUGUGCAUCGCUAAAUGGCAUUAGCUCCGCUGGAGAUCAUAAAGUGUCCAAGAUCAAUCUGCAUAUUACGAGGUGUUGAAGAUUCCGAUGAUAAUAGCUGUGCAGCCAGUGGCGUCUUGAUUGUUCGCCACGCGUGUGCUGAUGGCCAAGAAAAUUUGAAGCCUGUAAAUUACCCGAUUAGGCAAUCGAGUAAAAGAAGCUCAUGGAGGAGUUGCAUUGACAACGAGCAUUGAUGCAUACGGGCUGUCAGUCGCAGUCGUACAACUGUAGACAGACUCAGAGUUGGUAUUGUGAGUUCAGUGGUGGUUGAUGGGAGACAUGGGAGGCA
This is a messenger RNA of Cercospora beticola, 1127 nucleotides long. RefSeq lists its product as uncharacterized. The record is from RefSeq and is a predicted model, not a curated record. Lineage: Eukaryota; Fungi; Ascomycota; Dothideomycetes; Mycosphaerellales; Mycosphaerellaceae.